Messenger RNA from Scomber japonicus (chub mackerel), 1006 nucleotides. Its product is annotated as hepatic leukemia factor-like. The record is from RefSeq and is a predicted model, not a curated record. NCBI's taxonomy places the organism in Eukaryota, Metazoa, Chordata, Actinopteri, Scombriformes, Scombridae. Gene Ontology annotation, cellular component: nucleus. The transcript is spliced from 4 exons. Gene Ontology annotation, biological process: regulation of transcription by RNA polymerase II. The coding region runs from base 37 to 969 and encodes 310 amino acids. Gene Ontology annotation, molecular function: DNA-binding transcription factor activity, RNA polymerase II-specific; RNA polymerase II cis-regulatory region sequence-specific DNA binding.
AUUUCCAGCUGUAGUUGAGUUAGUGUUGGACAGUCGAUGCAGAGCGUCUCCAUGGAGAAGAUGUCCAGACAUCACAUCCCUUUAACCAGCAGCUUCCUGCCUCCAGCCACACACGGAGUCCUCAAGUCUCUGCUGGAGAACCCCAUGAAGCUUCCUCUGCAUCAUGAAGCGUUCAGUAAGGAGCAGGAGAAGGAGAAGAACUUAGACGAGGAGCGCAGCGUUCCCCAGUCGGCUUUCCUUGGUCCGACGCUGUGGGACAAAACGCUCCCUUACGACGGAGACACCUUCCAGCUGGAGUACAUGGACCUGGAGGAGUUCCUGUCCGAGAACGGCAUCCCCUCCAGCCCCUCGCAGCACCAGUCACACCACGCUCCGCCUCGCCAGCCGCCAAUCAUGUCCCAAGCCCCGCCCACCUCAGCGUCCUCGGUGAUGGACCUUAGCAACCACGCCUCCACCUCCGUACACAGCAGCAGCAGCAGCAGCAGCGUCGUCUCGCCACACUGCCUCCACAGCAGCCGGGCAAGAGCAGGUCUCCCAUCAACGAACUCCAGAAACACUCCGAGCCCCAUCGACCCGGACUCCAUCCAGGUUCCCGUGGGCUACGAGCCGGACCCGGCCGACCUGGCGCUGUCCAGCGUUCCGGGUCAGGAGAUGUUCGACCCGAGGAAACGCAAGUUCUCCGCCGAGGAGCUGAAACCUCAACCGAUGAUCAAGAAAGCUCGAAAGGUCUUCAUCCCCGAAGACUUGAAGCAGGACGACAAAUACUGGGCCAGGCGCAGGAAGAACAACAUGGCGGCCAAGCGUUCCCGGGACGCGCGGCGGCUGAAGGAGAACCAGAUCGCCAUCCGAGCCAACUUCCUGGAGAAGGAGAACUCUGCUCUGAGGCUGGAAGUGUCCGACCUGAGGAAAGAGCUCGGCCGCACCAAGAACGUGCUCGCCAAGUACGAGGCUCAGCACGGACCGCUGUGAGGUCCCAGAGAUACUCACACUACACACACACACACAC